This is a messenger RNA of Dioscorea cayenensis subsp. rotundata (Guinea yam), 8335 nucleotides long. RefSeq lists its product as uncharacterized. Lineage: Eukaryota; Viridiplantae; Streptophyta; Magnoliopsida; Dioscoreales; Dioscoreaceae. The transcript is spliced from 14 exons. Gene Ontology annotation, cellular component: nucleolus. The record is from RefSeq and is a predicted model, not a curated record. Gene Ontology annotation, biological process: maturation of LSU-rRNA from tricistronic rRNA transcript (SSU-rRNA, 5.8S rRNA, LSU-rRNA); maturation of 5.8S rRNA from tricistronic rRNA transcript (SSU-rRNA, 5.8S rRNA, LSU-rRNA). Bases 37 to 8133 code for a protein of 2698 amino acids.
CUUCCAACUCGCCAAUCAAUCCCUGGUUCCAUCCCCAUGGACGAAGACGAACCUAUCAUCGCCGAUCAGGACCUUGACGCCAUUGAAGACCUCGAUCCAGUGGAAGAGGUUGAAGAGCUCGGAGAAUCCGAUGGCGAAGAAGAGGCGGAGGAGACUUCAAGAACCAUGAUUCCGGCUGUCUAUAAACCGAUGCUUGUGAAGAUAUUGCGUGAUUUGCAGUCCCCUGAGAUCAAGAUAUACUCUGUAACGUCUAAGGAGUUUGUUGAUCUUCUUCGGAGUGAUUCUGGCGGUGGAGUCUUGCUUGAGUAUGUGAAGUCAUCACCGGGAUGUGGAGAACUUGAUGAAUCAUGGCGAGCUCAUUGUGGUAAGCCUGGGAUGUCUUAUAUCCUGUCUUUGGUUUCUGUGGUGCUUGAUCAUCCCUUAGGUAAGUCGAGAGCAAGCGGAAUUUGUAGGAAUCUUGAUAAUUUUGCUCGUGCUAUUGUUGGAUCGAAGCUGGAUGAUAUUUACAUUGAGUUGAAUAGCCAAGAAUGGAGACGGCAGAGUGCAGGGUUGACUCUCCUUGCUUCAAUUGUUAGGCGUGGGAUGAGUUUGGCAUCGGAUGUGGCUAAAACUUUCAACUUUAAGCUCCCAGUGCUCACCAAGCUCUCUGGGGUGAGGAGGAAGAAGAGUAGCAAUAAGGGAGCAAAGGAAAAGGAGCACCGUGUGAAGCGUGCCACAAGACGUGCCUUUGUGGAGUUCGCCAUGUCUUUUCUUGAAGUUGGGAAUCCGAGGUUGUUGAGGUGGGUUCUUCAGCAGAGAGAGAUGUAUUCUGGAGUGCUCCAGAUGCUGGGGAGUGAUGAUGCUGAGACAGUUGUACAUAUUUUGUCUACGUUACGUGACAAGGUUCUUGUUCCUGAAUCUCUUGUGCCUCCGGGACUCCGGAGUGUGCUGUUUGGGAGUGUCACACUUGAGCAGUUGAUUUGUGUCUCAGGGAAUCUUGAGGCAGGAAUGGCUGCUGAUAUUGCUCAUGAAGUUUUGGUGAGAGUCUGUACAGAUCCUGUUAAUGGUCUGAUGCCCAGUUCAACUGGGAAGGGGAAUGAAAAACGGUUGUUUGAGCUGAUGAAGAAGCUGAAAGCUACCGAGGCUCAUUAUCACAAGGAUCUGCUUCUGGCCAUUGUCAAAUGCAGGCUAUCUUUCUGUUCAGCCUACAUGGAUGACUUCCCAUACCAUCUUGAACCUCGCCCAACAUCAUUGUGGUUUGCUGCUAUAUCCCUUGCAGCUGACAUAAUAGCUUCGAUGAAUGUGGAUACUCUAAUUGCUUCUAUCGGAUUUGGUUCUCAUGAUUCAGUGAUGAAUGAAUUGGGAAAUGUCUUGAAGUGCAUUAUUCCCCGUGCAUUUACCCGGCCAGUGAUAAAUAAGGGUUUGCUUCAUCAUGAUGUUCUUGUGAAACAUGGGUCUUUGAGGGUGCUUUUUGAAUCACUUAAGUUAGUGGACAGUCUGAUCAACAGAAUUGAUGGCAUAAUAGAUAGUGCCGGAUUGAGAUCAGUAGCGGAGAUCCCCGGAGAAAGGAUGGCUGGCUUACAUGGUCUUCCUGGGUUGAGUUCUAUAGCAGAGAUUGAUAGGCUUUUAGGGAUGAACAAGAUGUCUUCCCCUCACACUGAUGAACAAGAAGCUGAGCGGUGGGUUUCUAUAAAGCAGUAUAUUCAAGAUGAGGUCAGGGUAUUACUGCCUGAUCCUCAAGUUUUGGUUAAACUGUUCUCUACACCAAGUAGCAGAGUUUUAAAGCAUGCGGGAACAAGUUUGAAAAGAUGCGCAAGUUUGGCAGAAUCUGGCUUGCGAAAAUUCAAGAAGCUGAAAUCUGAAUCAAUCAAUGAUAAUAUUGAUCUUGUUAUUGGUGGUAUAGACGAUGAAUUUACUGCUGAUAUCUCUGAGACUCAGAAAAAAGCUAAAUCUAGUUUUACCGAAAAUGAAUUGGAUGUAGACAAGGAUAUUAAAAUGACUAUGACGGAGAUUUGGGGCUUGAACAAGAGCCCAUGUAGUAUUAAUGUAUUGACAGAGCCUGAAAUUUAUUUGUACUCUAAGCUGCUUGACAUUCUCACCUUCUACCUGAGAGCAAUGCCGAAUGCUUUGGACAGCACAUUUGAUUUCUUCAAAAUUCUGCCCAAUGAUCCUUUAAAUCUCUCUUUUGACCAGCAGCAGUCUGUCUUUUCUAUGUUAAUAGAAUGCAUUGGACUUUGUCCAGGGGGCAACACUGCAACCAGAGCCCCUGAACUAAUGUACAGGCAUUUGCAACCACUAAUCAAUACCUUGGUAUUUUCAGAAGAUAUAAAUGUUCAAGAACAAGCCUAUAUCUUGGCACGAGCAGCCAUGAUAAGCACUGGGGCGUUUGACCAGAACCUCUUAGAAGUUGAUGCAUGGCUUGUCUUCAUACCAGGAUUUAAUACAAAAAAAAAUUCUGGUAAAACUCAAAUAACUGAAAUGUUUCGUGACUGGUCUAAGGUGGUUAUUUCCUUUCUUUGUGAUGCUGUUUCGACAAUUGGGAAUAACUUAUACAAGAAUAUGGACCACAUGCGGCAGCUUAUCUUUGAGAUUUAUGGUCACAACGAUUCUUAUCCGGGUUUCAGCCCUCUUACCAUUUGCAUCUUACAGAAGUGCCUAAGGCUAUUGGACUCUGAUUCUGGAAAUUUCAAAUUGCAUGAAAAGUCAUGUAUAUCAUUGUAUGUUUGUUCGACAUUAAUUUUGAUUUCACAAAUGGAGGUAGGUACCACCUUACUUCCUCGUCUGGUUCAGUCGAUUUUAACGGAGAAAUUCAAACCUUCCUGCUCUAAUGAUGAGGAUUCUAAAGCAUCCCUUUGUGAGUGGAUGCCAUUAAGAAAUCUGUUACUUUUUGCAAGCAAUAUAGUGAAUCGACCAAGUUGUUCUUCCUUUUGUGCUUUAGAAGGUAAUGGGAAUGUGAGUGAUAACUCUUUCACUUCAAUACUUGAGAGGGUAAAGGGGUUUCUGGAGAAUGAUCAUGUUGGUGGCCUUGAAGGAGUUGCAGUUGCAUUAUCAUCAUCCAUAUUCUGUGCUUCUCGUGAUGAUAUAUUGAAAAGCUUCCCUUUGCUCAUUAUGUCUUCCAAAGUACUUUUUAGAUCUCAUCUUCAGUUGUUGUCAUGGGCAUUUUUCAGUGAUCCAAGAUUUCUUGCUGAUGUUGCUCAUCGGUGGUCAGAUAUGUUUUUUUCUGCUUUUGAGAUGAUUGGAGGGAGUAUUAGCCAUGACAGGAAAUCUGACAGUGAUAUUAGCUCAAAGGACGAUGCCAACUUUAUAUUGAGAUCUACUGGUACUGACAAUGUCGAUCAGACGGAAUCAGCUGCUAUCGCUUUCAGUUUACUCUUGAAACAGUCUCCAUUUUAUCUGCUGUUAUCUGGAAUCAUGAGCUUUGGCAGUUGUAAACUGGAUUCAACCAAAAUUCUGGGCAUAUUGCGUUCAACUAGAGUACUUGAUUUACUUCGCAUUAAGUUAUUUGAAGGCUCAGAACGUAUUCCUAUCUUAUAUCUCCAAUGUCUACUUUUCUGGGCGCACCACAUACUCUCAGCUUAUAGAGCUAAGCCCUGUGAUGUUCUUGAAGAACUUUUUUACACAUGUUUCACUCUGAUUGAAGACUUGUUUGAGCAUCUUGUGGCAGGUUUCUCUGAUACUGCCAAUUCAAAAACUUCAUGCAAAUCUACAGUCACCCAAUUUCAAGAUGCAAUUGAUCUCAUCAUGCAUCAUCCUACUAUUACGCUAUCAUUUUCAUGCCCUUUGUCCAGUAGCAAGAAAGUUCAAAGUGACAACUUGGGAGAUUGUGUAGAAACCUUCCUUGCUUCUUCAAAGCAGUGUUAUCACCCAAUAGAUCAACGUGUUUUGCUGUUUUCCAAGAAGGUUAUUGAGUUUUUGACAGUUUUUUGCAAUGGAUCUUCUUCAUAUAAUCUUGAUCAUGCUUCCUUUGAACAAAUUCUAAAAGCCCCUGCUGACCUGGUUGAGAAGACAGAGUUGUUAUUCAAGGAAAAAUUUGAGUUUUGUGUCAUGACGAGGGAUUUGGGACCUCUUCCCCCUAGUUUUUAUGCCUUCCAUGCCUUGGCACGUCUGAAAUCACCAUUUGAGUUGCUUCGACUGGUUCGCUGGAUGUUCUGUAAACUUGAUAAUGAAAAGUCAGGUUACAUAUCAGCGUAUGUUCCUGUCAUCUGUGUGGCCUUGUUUAUUGCUGAUAUUGCAUUAGAUAUGCUAUACAUGAUAUUAAAACAGCCAAUGAUGAAAUCACAACUGAAUCUAUUUUUGGACUUGAACACUGGAGAUUUUGAUCUGUCAAUUCUUAAGAAUAUAUAUUUUAAGAUUCUUGAUUUUGCCAUGUUCUUCAAUUUGCAAUGCGCAGAUGAAUGCUUGUUUAAGGUGGCAAAUGCUGUCCAUAAGCAGAAAUUUGUAAAACCUCAGCCAGCUUUGCUUCCAUUAUAUAUGUUAUCAUUGAGGAUGUUUGUUGGCUGCCCCACUAAAACGUUUUUGCACUUGUUCUAUCCAGCAAGUAAGACGAAAGCAAAAACACUUUUACAUCUGAUUGAAGCCAGUCCUGUUCAUAUGAGUUUGUUUGGAAAGAUAUUCACAGGUAUUGUAAUCAACAAUUUGUCUGUUAUAGAUUCGUUGAACAUGGGCAUAACCUGCCUGGAUGAGGGUGAGAUAGCUGUGGAGAGGCAGACAGAUGCACAGUUGGAAGGUGAUUUUGUUCUGAUGCUACCUGCUGCUUUGUCAUAUUUGACAAAAAACAUCAAUGAAACUCAAAAACAGGAUUUCAAAAUUUUUGAGAACAUGCUGGCCUUCUAUUCUAGAGUCCUUCUAGAUGGCUUCUCAAAUUGGAAGAGGUAUGUUUCUGGGGAUAUAUUUCAUGAGGAUUUUGAUGAUCUUGAGCUGGAACUGUUGGCAGACUUUUCUCAACUUUUCUGCUGCUCUCUUCUUGGGAAAGCUGUUCUUCUUUUGCAAUAUGCUUUUGCUAUGAAGGGUAUUUCAAUUGGGACGCAGCAGAGAUUGAAGAUUUUUUAUUCAAUUUAUCCACAUUCGACUGAAUCAGAUGAAAUUCUAGAUGGUGAACUUAGAAAUAUUGAAUCUCUUACUUUUAAUGAAUCCUUAAGACUUGCCAAUGAGAUUGCCUGUAAGAUAACUUUCACAAGUCUAUUGUUACUCCCACCAGAAAAAUCAGUGGUCUUUGGGGCAAAUGAUGCGGAUGAAAAAUUUCAGGAGAUGCCUGCAGCUCAGGAAUCUAACCAGUUGAGUUCUGCAGGGCUGCACUUUUUAAAUAUUUUAAUUACGACUUUGGAGUAUGUUGUUGGAAAAUGCCCUUGGAGGUCAGAUGGUUUUCUAAGGUCAUGUCAUACUGAUUCUGUUCACCUUUUAAGAUAUUUAGAACAGUCUAUUCUGCAGUAUAUCGUUCAAAUUUCCACUAAGAUUCAAAGUUACCUUACCCAGUUGCCUUCCAUUCCUUUUCUAAUUCCCUUUAUUAGAUCAUCUCUACUUCAUAGAUUUGAGGAUCCUGUUCGAUUGAAAGCAAUUCGUUGUAUGAUUUCAUUAUCUCAAGGAUCCUUUUCAUAUUCUGAAGUUUUUCAUCUUUUGCUUGGUCACUCUAAAUUUGUUCCUACAAUACUCUAUAGUGAAUCAACUUCUGAUCCAUUUGUUUAUUCAUCUGCUGGGACAUUUUUGCAGCCAGUCCCCAGCAUUUUGAAAUCAAUUGUUUUCCCUUCCAUUGAACAGCAAAACAUUGGAAAAAGCAGGUGUGCUGCUACUUUGAAAUCAACAUUCCAGUCUGGUGCUUUAGGUGAGAGAAAACUAGAACUAAUUAAACUGCUCAGGGUACUUGUGUAUUAUAUCAAGGACAAGCAGCAAAAUACUGAAUCCUUUAGUAUUGUUGGUUUCAAUUCAAAGGAAUUGAUUUCUUUGCUUUUGUCUGGUUAUGGUGCAACUAUGAGUGAACUAGACUUGGAGACACUCCAUCUCAUGCAUGAGAUUGAGUCGAUGGAAGGAUCUUCCUAUGACAUCAUUUCAGAAUUUGAUUAUCUCUGGGGUGCUUCUGUAAUGAAAACUAGAAAUGAACUGGUACUUGAUGGAUUGGUGGCACUCAAUGAGAAUAGUAAUAGUGAAUUAAUGGAGGAACAACACCGAAGGCUAUUUAGGGAGAACAUUCCAGUUGAUUCAGGAUUGUGUGUUAUGACCGUAUUGCACGUUUGUAAUGAUCGGACUUCGAGGCAUGGUGCACUGUCAGUAAAGAGGCUUGUGGAUGAUAGUUUAAUGGUUUCUGCAGAGCCUGUCACCAUGAACACAGUUCAAGGAUAUGAUCCUGUGUUUAUUUUGCGAUUUGCAAUUCAUAGUUUAAUGAUGGAUUACGUCGACCCAAUCGAAUUUUCUCAAGUUGGUUUACUCGCUGUCACACUGGCGAGCAUAUCUUCAGCUGAUGAAGAGAUAAGGAAACUGGGUUACGAAUCCCUUGGAAGAUUCAAGCAAGCAUUAGAGAAAAUUCGCAGCAAAGAUGCAUUACAGAUUAAACUUCUUUUAACAUAUUUGCAAAAUGGAAUUCAAGAACCAUGGCAAAAAAUUCCUUCUAUUAUUGCCAUAUUUGCUGCAGAAGCCUCUUUUGUACUAUUGGACCCUUCACAAGAUCGUUUCCGUAAAAUAAGCAAGCUAUUGGUGCAUUCUCCAAGGGUGAAUCUAAAGACUGUACCUUUGCUUCAUACCAUGUUUGCAAGUGAUUCCAUCCAUUUUAGAUCUGAUUGUUUGUGGAUUCUCCGGCUGUUACUUGCGGGGUUGAAUUCAUAUGAUGAUGCUAAAAUUUAUUUGGGAAACGGCCUUCUUGAGCUUCUGCUAAGCUUUUAUUCCUCUUCCCUCUCAGAUUUUGGGUCAAAUAUACUGAUUAUUCAGAUUGUGAAUAGAGCAGUCAAAGUGCGUUUACUGGCUAAUUAUUUAGUGAAGGAAUGUGGUUUAAUUUCAUGGCUUUCUACUAUUGUCUCAUCCUAUGGCCAACAACUUGAUGGAGGAAAGAAAGAAAUUUCAUUAAAAGCCAUGACAUGUGCUCUGAAGGUGCUGAGUGAUGUAUUAUCUUUGAGACCAAUCACUGAAUGGCUGCAAGACUAUGACCUUGAGCAGCUGUCAGAACUUUCAACUCAUUUAUUUUCUUUGUUGCUGGGUCCCCUGAAGUUUCUGAAGGAAAAUAUUAUGCUAGUGAAUUCCAUUUUACAUGUGAUUAAAUCAACUCUGAUGAUUUCGUAUAAGCGGAAGCUAUACCAACCACAUAUUCUGUUCUCGCUUGAGGGUUUAUUUCUAUUAUGGCAGAGACUUCAUUCAGAACUUGAUAAUUUUGGAUUUGAAGAUACCUUUCAGCUUGGAAUUGAUAUCCUCCUUUUGAGCUUGCCAAUGCCCAUCUUUUCUCACAUGGAUCAUGCUAGACUUGCAAAACUGUUUAUUUUGGCAAUAUCUGCUGCUUUGUCUUCCUUGUCUUGCCCAAGCAAAGAACCUGAUCCUGCCAUGGUGUUAAAUAAAGAUCAAAGGGGGAAAGAAUCUGUAUUUAUGAAGCUUUUACGCUGGAUAAUAGCAUCAGUGAUUCUAGGCAGAAUUUCGGGCAAAUCUUCAAAAAUUAAUUCAAAGAUGUUAAACAGAACAGGGAUUGAAAGCCUGCAGUCCCUGUUAGAAGCUGUGGAGGAAGAAAAAGAUGCAAGUAGAGAAGAAGAUUUUCGUUCAAAUGAAGCCUUAGCAGCCAUAAUUCUCUACCUACAACAGAUUAGUGGAAUGAAUGUUAGCACUAUUUCAUCUGUCGUCUCAGCACUUUGUUUAUUGCUUCUUCCAUCCUCUAGCACAGCAGUAAAGGAAGUUUUGGAUACGAACCGCUCGACAAUUGCAUUCCUCUGCUCAAAGAUUCGCUGCCCCAUUGAAGCCAAUUCUUCUUGGAGAUGGUCUUAUUAUCAACCAUGGAACAACUUUACAUCAAGCAAAACUGAUAUUGAAGAGAUGGAAGAAAAACAUGCAUGCCAAAGCCUUCUCAUGAUCUUUUCCAAUGCUUUUGGAGGUGAGUACCUUGGUUUACCUCCUCUUUCUCAUCAGGAUGUUGAGAUUUCUGAAUUGUUUGAGUGGGAGAAACAUAACUUACUCCAAACAAUUCAAUGAAAGUUAUUAGAGAAAAAAAAAACCCAGUUUUGGCAAUGCAGAGUGUACAGUAUCAGUUAAAAGGCAUACAGAAGUUAUAUUAUGCUUUUGAUUAUCAUGUGCAACAUUGUUGUAAUUUUAUAUCAUGUAAAAUGUCAUUUUUUUUUAUCUUGUUUUUUUGCAGUAAAAGGAUGUUGAAUUCUUUAUUAACAGCAGCUAUUCU